AUGACGCCUGAGGAACAGGCAAAGUUCGCAGGCGAGAUCAGAAGAUUUUCCCCGAGGGAAAUCGACCGUCUGCAUCGUGUGCUUUUCCGCCUCCAUGAGGAGUCAGUUGACUUCUCUCUCACCAUUAUCAAGAACGAAUACAGAGCGGUAUGUCUGGAAGAUCGAUAUCAUACCACCGCCGAUGACCCCUGCCUACGAUGGCUUCUCAGCCUCCUUGAAACCGACCCCGAAAGUCCGCUGAAUGAGAAAUUUCUCGACAUAUUGGAAGAGGCGCACAUAAUUUUGACUGCAGAUGGAACUACAACUGAUGGUGGCACUGAGUAUGAAGGAGCGGGGCGAACAGAAACAGUUGAAGAUACUCAUGCCGUACAAGAUCGAUUAGAUUCACCAGAUUCACUCGAUGAAAAUGAUCCUUUGUGGAGGCAAGCCGUCGCACUGGACAAUCGAAAAUUGACAUCUCAGGCACUAGAGCAAUGGCGACACAAGCUGUACCUCAAAAGAGAAGCAUAUAUGAAUCAAGAAGACCCGGCCAUGAAUGCACUCGCAGACAGCAUCCACCGACGCAACUUGGCAAGGAAAGCUAUUUCCCAUUGGCGUAACACUGUCAAAGAAAUACAGGUAAUGGACAGAGCUGCAGACGAGUUCCGCGCGAGGCGCGAUGCUGCAUGUGCCCUUAGGCAGUGGACUUUAGCGGCCCGGGAAAGGCUAUUUGCUCGAGUCAGAGACGAACGGCUGCUUUGCAAAACAUUUCAAAAGUGGCGGGAGAAGACUGGAGACAUCGACGAAUUGAACGCAGCUGCCGACGAGUUUCGCAAUCAUCAAGCCCUGCGGAACACCCUACGGAAGAUGAUGGCCAAGAUCGAUCAAAUUAAACAAGCUGAGACCCAAGCUGACCUUGUUUCCAAAGGUAAUUUGGUACGAAAGGCGUUCAACAAAUGGCUGGUGCAAUUGGAAAAUAUACAACUGAACGAACGAAGAGCAGAAGCAGCAGCGGAAUAUUUUGCAAGCAAGCAUGCACUUCAGGACUGGCGCGAAAAGACUCGACUUGUCCGGAUGGAGAAAGAAGGCAGACGAAUACGCGAACAACAUUUGGCCGUUGAAUAUCUUCGAAAAUGGAGGGCGUUGGUGAAAAGAAGCAAGGAUGCGAAGUACAAUGAAGCGUACAAGGUUAUAAGACGAAGGGUGAAGAUGAAUAUCGCGCGCGCGGCUCUCCACUCCUGGCGAGAGAAGACCGCGCGUAUUCGAGGGAUGAAAAUGGCGGCCGAUGAAUUCCGAGCACGUAAAGAUGCAGAGAAUGCAAGGCGAAUGGCACACGGUGCCAUCGUUGUAAUGUAUAACAGGACCGAACAGAUGCAAGAAGCAAAGCAGCAGGCAAAUCUCUUCUUCAACAAGCAUCUUAUGGAACGCCUACAAAUCUUCGGCUCAAAUUGGCUAGUUCCAACCCGACAAAUCCUUGAAAGUCAGAAGAAGGCUGAUGAAUACCGUGCUACUCGGACUGCGAGUUACGCGUUGUCGAUAUUGAGAAGCUGGAGAAAUGUGGCUUUCAGGGCCAAGAGAUUAGAGGAAGAUGCUGAUGUGGUAUUUCAACGGAAUGAAAGGAAAAGGGCUCUGGGUUUCCUGCAGAAAUGGAGAAGGGCUGUCAACACAGGCGAUGAAGAGGGAGAAGACAGAGAAGAACGCUUGAUUCCUACGACACCUGCUGCGAGAAGGAGUCAAUUAUUGGCUUCUACCACGCCAGUGUAUACACCAGCUCCUGGUUUAUUCGGCCCCGAUCGUGUUGUUGAAGUCGUUGAUGAAUGA
Messenger RNA from Rhinocladiella mackenziei CBS 650.93, 1800 nucleotides. RefSeq lists its product as uncharacterized. The record is from RefSeq and is a predicted model, not a curated record. Lineage: Eukaryota; Fungi; Ascomycota; Eurotiomycetes; Chaetothyriales; Herpotrichiellaceae. The transcript has a single exon. The coding region runs from base 1 to 1800 and encodes 599 amino acids.